UAUACGUAAUUACGAAUACAAAUUUUGACACUAAAUACCCGCUUGAAAAUGUUUGCUUUGGUUAUAUCUGUGAUCCUUUCCGUCCUCUAAUUGAGUGACAUUUCCGCGUGUGUUUUUGAAGGAUGCGAUUUAGUAACAGGAAUACAAACUGCAUGAUUGUAAGAGUAAUUUAGGAACAUUUAUAAUUUCUGCUGUAAUUGAACAUUUAAGGAAGGCAAAUGAGGAGACUGGGUGCAACCUGUAAAGCAUUAGGUUGCGCUAGACAUGUAUACCAAUAUAAAUCAUUAAAAUCUCUGUAUCGUGGUCUAGCAAGGAAUGUUGAAAUUCCAGAACCAGAAUUUGAUACUGAUUAUUUGUGUGAAGUCAAAUAUAAACCAGAAAUAGAAAAAAAUAUUCAGCAAAGGAAAGGAAUUGGAAAUAUUAGUCGUGUACACGAGUUGCACAAUAAAUUACAGACUACUUGUCUUAGUGAAGAAAACAGAAGGAAUGUAUUAGAAGAAUUCAAAAAAGAAGCAAUGCAAAUACCAAACAAGACAUGCCCCUUAGUAGCACUUUAUGGCGAUAAUCCCAAAAUAAUUACAGUUACUGGAAAUAAAACUAAAUUUGAUUUCCAACCGAAAGAAUUUAGUGAGAUUACUAGAAUGUUGCAUUUAAUAAGAACUGACAAUCUGUCUAAUCUGUCAGGACAUAAAAGUUAUUAUCUCAUGGGUGAAUUGGCAGAAAUGGAACAUGCACUCAUGUGGUUCACAGUAAAAAGGCUUCUGGCGAAGAAGUUCAAGCUUAUUUCUGUUCCUGAUAUUUUGCCUGCUCAGAUAAUUGAAAGCUGUGGAAUGACCACAAGAGGAGACAGAACCCAGGUUUACACAUUAGAUGAACACUUGUACAAGGGAGAAUACUGUCUGUCAGGCACAGCAGAGAUGGCACUAGCUGGUUACCUCAUGAAUCAAGUAUUUCAUGUAACAAACCUGCCUUUGAGACUUGCUGCAGUCAGCAGGUGCUACAGGGCAGAAACCUCUGGAACACUGGAAGAGAGGGGAAUCUACAGAGUUCACCAGUUCACAAAGGUGGAGAUGUUUGCAGUGACAGAUUGUGACAGUUCUGCAAUGUUGCUGGAAGAGUUUAGAGAGCUGCAGGAAGAGACAUUUGCAAUGCUGGGGCUUCACCUCCAAACUCUAGACAUGCCUCCCCAUGAACUAGGAGCGCCUGCUUUCCGGAAGUAUGAUAUAGAAGCUUGGAUGCCAGGAAGACAAAUAUUUGGUGAGGUUUCCAGUUGCAGUGACUGCACAGAUUAUCAGUCCCGUCGCCUCAACAUCAAGUAUCAGCAGAGAGGUUCUGAUUCACUGUUGCAUGCCCACACAUUGAAUGGAACUGCCUGUGCUAUUCCCCGGAUGCUGAUCGCACUGCUAGAAACACAUCAGCAAGCUGAUGGGACAGUUACAAUACCUGAAGCUCUUCAACCUUAUAUGAAAGGCAAGGUCACAAUCGGCUGCCAGAAUAUCCCCAAAAUGAAGUUUGUCAAGUCAAAGCAUAAGGAGCAAAAACAUAAAAACUGUGACUGAAAGUGGGAUGAAUAUUUUGUAGACUGGUGUCUGAUUUUCAUAGGAGCCUUACUAUUUGGCACUGCACUGUGAAGAUGAGUGCUGCCCAAGGCAGCCCCAUGGCCUAUGUUGCACCUAUCUGCAGUGUAUCACCAUUUUGGCUAGCUGAGAUAUCAUUCAUUGUAUUGUCACAUUGACAGGUAUUCUUUAUAAAUGAAAUAAAAACAUCUAUGCAUAAGAUUGUAUCAUUGUUGUUCAGUGUAAGCAAUUUUAUAUUAUAAUUUAUGUUAAAAUAAAGGUACAAGACAAUAUUAAACUUCUCUUAUUAUGAUGAAGAAGAAGUAAAUGAAAGCUCUUAUGGUCAAUGUUGGUCUCACUGACAGAUUUAAAUAACAUAAAACAGGCCUGAUGAAGAAAUUAAAAUUGGCACUUUCAAAAUCCACAAAUAAUAUCUGAAUAAAAAAUAUGUACAAUAUGAAAUAUACACACGUUCUUGGUAGAAAAUGAACGUUAACUUAUUUACAUAUAUAUUUAUGGUUACUGAAAAUUUUCUUCAUCAUACACGUAUGCACCAUUCCUAUGGUUCGAGCGCAGCAUUUGUAUUAAUCUUUGCUAAAGGCAGCAUGUUCAUAUUUCUAUAACAAAAUAAUUAGUAUAACGGUCUCUCUCUCUUUUUUUUUUUUAGUUAGGUGAACGUCCGUAUUACACAUGUUACAAGUUUUCUAGUUUUGAUAUACACGGUACAAGAAUACAGUUUCUCUAUAAUUUCGAUAUGGUAAUGGUGUGCAGUACAAUUUCGGCCAUUGAUGUUUACAGCCAUAUGACUUCACUCCCGGAUGUGUUCAUAUGAAUUACCACUACACCUAUAAGGGCUUUUCCACAUGAGGCGUUACAUGUAUAUAUGUUUUCACCUAAAUAAGUGCAUGAAGGGUACUUUUAGGAAGCGUGACGACGUUUCUACAUGGUCGUAGGCAUUCCUGCUUAAGACUCAGAAUAUUCUUAACAUCUGGGUUAGCACACGAUUUAUUGCUGCUGCCAUUAUACAGUCUUUCUCCCGUUCCUGUACCUAAUUAUUUUGGAUACAAGUUUCCCAACUAUGAAAGUGGAAGCAACAUUUACAGUCUACUAAAAUAAGGAAUGUCUUACAGGAAAUGUCAGGUAUACACGCUCUCUGUACAUUGCAGAAAAGAAUGCAUUUAAAAUAUCCUUCCCUCAGGUUCAAUUCAUAAGUUACUUUACCUUAAAAAUAAGAUGGUCGCUCCAUAUACAAUGAAUAAGUAUUAUUCAUUGUGUAUUCCUCAAUGUUACUGCAAGUUCUCAGACUUAGCAUAUUGCACUGAUAAUGUGGUCUUCUUACCAUCUACUUGGCAUGUUCAUCUGAGACUUCUUGCAUCAAGUUCACCUUUGAUUUUAAAACUACUCAUGGGAGAGAAGCCAGUCACUGCAUCUCUAAAUCAUAUCAAAGAGCAACAUGCUGAUAAAGGUGCAAUAGUGUAUUGUGCCAUCAUGGCCUCUCAGUCUCCACAAGAAUACUGAACUCUUUGGAACAUAGGGGAACCACAGUUAAAAAUGAACUACCUGCCAUUCUCAGCAGAGGUGCAUACAUGUCAUGAUGGGGACUGUAAUUAUUUAUGCAAUGCUGGCAAUACUGAUUCUGAAUUUGUCAUAUGCUGACCAUGGUGUGGUGAGGGGCAGAUAUGAUAAUAUGGAACGUUUUUUUUUUUUUGCAACAAAAUGUUUUUCAGUACAUUAGGAACACAGAUUACAAUUUAGUAACAAAUGAUGUCAGUACUCAUUUCAGAGUCUAAGCUUGCUGCAUGUACAUGUACAUGUUGUCAUGUAGGUGUGACAGAGGCCUUUUUUUUAUUGCUAGUGGGGUGGGACUAAGUCCCUUGUACUGUGGCCAC
This is a messenger RNA of Cryptotermes secundus, 3445 nucleotides long. RefSeq names its product serine--tRNA ligase, mitochondrial (gene SerRS-m). The record is from RefSeq and is a predicted model, not a curated record. Lineage: Eukaryota; Metazoa; Arthropoda; Insecta; Blattodea; Kalotermitidae. Gene Ontology annotation, biological process: mitochondrial seryl-tRNA aminoacylation. Gene Ontology annotation, cellular component: mitochondrion. Gene Ontology annotation, molecular function: ATP binding; tRNA binding; serine-tRNA ligase activity. Bases 219 to 1559 code for a protein of 446 amino acids. The transcript has 4 exons.